Molecule: messenger RNA, 351 nt
Organism: Trichomonas vaginalis G3
Lineage: Eukaryota; Parabasalia; Trichomonadida; Trichomonadidae
Product: KilA, N-terminal/APSES-type HTH, DNA-binding family
Exons: 1
Coding region: 1-351 (116 amino acids)
Molecular function (GO): DNA binding
Source: RefSeq, a predicted model, not a curated record
AUGUCAGUCGAAGCAAAAACGUUCACGAACAAAUCUAAUGGCGAAACAUUCACAAAAGGUACUUAUAACGGUAUUGAAGUCUUACGUAGAGACAAGGAUAGUUACAUUAAUGCAACAAAUAUGUGUCAGCAGUUUAGGAAAGACUUUAGAAAGUUGUUGGAAAAUAAGUCCUGGGAAGAGUAUUAUAAGGCAUUUUGUGAAGAAUAUAGCAACCGCCGGAAUUCAGACGGUUGCUUUUUAUACAAAAUUCAUGCCGGAAUUCCUGAUGAAAUCAAACAGGUUAGAGGAACGUAUGUAGACCCAAGACUUAUAAACUAUAUAGCAAUGUGGGCUUCUCCAAAUAUUGCAUAG